Messenger RNA from Brenthis ino (lesser marbled fritillary), 936 nucleotides. The record is from the annotation of a GenBank genome assembly. Lineage: Eukaryota; Metazoa; Arthropoda; Insecta; Lepidoptera; Nymphalidae.
AUGAAUAGUGGUAGUGACGAAUAUGUUCAAUUACCUACAUUUAUCAUCUCUGCCUGUUGGGUAGCAGGCGCAGGGGUAGGAUUCCUGCCGUUAUUCGGAUGGCAUGCUGCUGUUGAUUCUGCCCCAGGGUGCUAUUUCGUAGAAGUAAUGGACUACAACUAUUUACUGUUCCUGUACUUUGCCACAAUCGUCACGCCAAGUGUUUUACUAGCGGCUUUCUACGCUCAUAUCUACCGUGUAGUUGUUAAACAGAUGAGCGCAGUGGUGACAGUCGAAGGUGGUCAAGGUCGGGGCGGAACAAUGUUAAGAGUAUUAGGAGCAGCACAAAAACGAGAAGUCAAAGCUACACAAAACCUCGCUAUAAUCGUCUUCUUCUUUAUAGUCUGCUGGAUACCUCUAUACACCAUCAACGCAAUCAAAGCCUUUAUGCCUGAAUUAGACAUUCCAAAUCCACUGACAUAUUUCUGUAUAAUAUUCUCGCAUCUUAAUUCUGCGAUCAAUCCAUUGUUAUAUGCUUACCAUUUAAAAGAUUUUCGAGCAGCACUAAAAGGUUUGAUCUGCACAGUAUUUGGGAGAACAGUUCCUCUUCCCGCAGCUUACAGACCGCCGAUACCAAUGCGAAGGCCUGCUUUAGAAAGAUGUAACGCGUUAAGAGAAAGGCCGAAAAUUUAUGUCAACUCUCCAGUGUGGUUACGACAAAGAGAGGCGGAAAUGGCUGCCAAUAAUGAUAGAUGCAAGGCUGUCACCUUAUCUAAUCCAGAAAAAGAACCGUUUUUGAACAAAGUUGUGAAUGAUCAUUCAAACGGCCGACAUACUCCCGAAGGUCGCGAAGGAAACAAUGGACCAUAUCUCAUAGAGGCUAACCAAUGCCAGAGUCCGUAUAAAAAAGUUGAGGAGUUUAUACGAAGAGUGCGCAGCGUCAGCUCUGAGCGCAGC